UCUCCCGUGAAUAAUGGGUAGGAAUGCUCGUCUCUUUUGGCACUGUAACCAAAAUCAUCAUCUAACGCUCCUGUGAAAAUGAGAUUCUAAAGUCAGUAACUCUCCCGCAGUCGGUGCCGUUCUUCAUACUUUUCCUUCUCUAAGAAGUGUUCGUACGCCGGAGGGAAUGACGUCUCCCGGCGGGGGAUCAUCGGCGCGGCUUCCGACGUGGAAAGAGAGAGAGAACAACAAGCGGAGAGAGAGGAGACGGCGAGCCAUAGCGGCCAAGAUUUUCUCCGGGCUUAGAGCUCAGGGAAACUUUAAACUUCCUAAGCACUGCGAUAACAACGAGGUCUUGAAGGCUCUCUGUAGAGAAGCUGGUUGGGUUGUGGAUGAAGAUGGCACUACCUAUCGCAAGGGACAAAGACCAUCUCCAAAUGAGAUUAUGGGAAUCUCAACAAGCAUAAGCGCAUGCUCUUCAGUCCAGCCCAGCCCAAUGUCAUCAUCCUUCCCCAGCCCGGCACCUUCUUACCCUGCCAGCCCUAGUCGGAGCCCUGCUCGAGGUGAUACCAAUCCCCCGUCCUACAUCCUGCCCUUCCUCCAAAACUUGUCUUCUGCUCCAUCUUCUUUGCCUUCACUACGUAUAUCCAAUAGUGCCCCUGUAACCCCUCCUAUUUCUUCUCCCACCAAAGGGCCAAAGCGGAAACCUUUAUUAGAGCCUCUCUCCAACAUUCCGUUCUAUGCUUCCCACCAUACAUUCUUUACUUGUUCUGCACCAUCAAGUCCCACCAGACGCCAACAUUGUAAACCGGCUACAAUUCCAGAGUGUGAUGAGUCUGAUGUGUCAACAAUUGAUUCUAUUCGUUGGGUCACCUCCCAGACAGGGUUUCCCUUUGUUGCCCCAGCAUCCCCCACUUUUAACCUCGUAGAACCGUUUUCUCAGCAGAUCAAUCUAACUGCGGUCGAUGGGCACGGUGACUUUGAUUGGGUAGGAGCAGCUAAAAGGGCACGGUGUGCUGAGUUUGAUUUUGAAAAUGGAAAAGUGAAGGCAUGGGAGGGUGAGAAAAUACAUGACAUUGGUAGGGAUGGUUUAGAGCUGACACUUGGGAAUGGAAAAGCUACCGCUUAAGCCUCCUACGAAAGAAAGAGAUUCUGUUGGUGGGUUUCUUAAGCCCUAAUGUUCUUGACAAAACUGCUAGCUUGAAUGCUCUUUCUAUUUUAGUGCAAUAUAGUUGAGCAUCGUGCUUGAAGCCACCUGUUGUUGCUUCUACUUCUUAUGUGGACUGUCGGGCAUCCUCUCAAAUGUACAGUAAUUCACUUACUGUGCUAAGUGUCUCCUUAUGUGAUCUAAAUGGUUCACUUUAUUACUCCAUGUGAGAUGAAAUUAUGAAUGGAUGAUAUGUGAUGAUGGUGGCUUUGGACUAUUUCUCAUCCACUUCUUUAUUAACUUUGUUUAGAUGUUUUCUUUUGAUAUUUCUAGUUGCUUGAAGACCUUUAGGUCAUAUACAGCUCACUUUCAAGUGACUUAUUUGGGCCAUUAAGACAUUUCAAGAUUAUUUCUCGCUCACAUUUGUAAUGAGACAUGGAAAUAGUAUUGAUUUACUGAUAAUUUUUCUUGUAGAAUAUCUUGGUCGAGCACUUUUGUGUUUUUAUUAUUGGUUCCUAAUAAAUUUAUUAGGUUACUGAAUAUAGC
Cuscuta europaea is the source of this 1672-nucleotide messenger RNA. NCBI's taxonomy places the organism in Eukaryota, Viridiplantae, Streptophyta, Magnoliopsida, Solanales, Convolvulaceae. The record is from the annotation of a GenBank genome assembly.